Messenger RNA from Cydia amplana, 2576 nucleotides. RefSeq names its product delta-1-pyrroline-5-carboxylate synthase (gene P5CS). The transcript is spliced from 10 exons. The coding region runs from base 98 to 2446 and encodes 782 amino acids. The record is from RefSeq and is a predicted model, not a curated record. NCBI's taxonomy places the organism in Eukaryota, Metazoa, Arthropoda, Insecta, Lepidoptera, Tortricidae. Gene Ontology annotation, cellular component: mitochondrion; cytoplasm. Gene Ontology annotation, molecular function: ATP binding; glutamate 5-kinase activity; glutamate-5-semialdehyde dehydrogenase (NADP+) activity.
GUUAUCAUUACUGGCUAACGACUCCAAAGCGCGCGUUGUGUUGUAAUGAAAUAGAAACGGCCAAGUGAACUAAGUGGACAGUUAGUGCUGUGUUAAAAUGUUGUACCUUAGUUCUAAACUUCUGAAAAGGCUUGGAAGGAGGUGGUAUUCAUACACUGUGGGUGGCGAGAAGUCGCCUCUUAUCACCAAGUUUGGGGGUGCCAAUGUCGACAAGCGAACGCUAGCGAGCGCUGAGCUGCGAAAACAGCGCACGUUCAGCGACAGGUCUCAGUUGAAAUAUGCCAGACGCUUGGUUGUCAAGCUUGGCAGCGCUGUGAUCACCAGAGAAGAUGCCAAUGGUCUGGCUCUAGGCCGUCUGGCUUCUAUUGUCGAACAGGUAGCAGAAUGCCACCACGAGGGUCGCGAGUGCAUCAUGGUGAGCAGCGGAGCCGUGGCCUUCGGCCGGCAGAAGCUGACCCAUGAGCUGCUGAUGUCCAUGUCCAUGAGGGAGACGCUUUCGCCCAGCGAUCACUCUAGAGAGGAUGCGAGCAACACCCUGGAUCCCCGCGCGGCGGCGGCCGUGGGUCAGUCGGAGCUCAUGUCGAUGUAUGACGCCAUGUUCUCGCAGUACAACGUGAAGAUCGCACAGGUGCUAGUGACCAAGCCCGACUUCUACAACGAGGAGACCCGCAAGCAUCUGUUCGCCACGCUCUCCGAGCUAAUUUCGCUCAACAUAGUUCCCAUUAUUAACACGAACGACGCGGUCAGCCCGCCCAUGUUCGUACACGAUGACACGGUGGUGCCAGGCACUGGGAAGAAGGGUAUUGGACUAAAGGACAACGACAGCCUCUCAGCGUUGCUAGCGGCUGAGGUGCAAGCCGACUUGCUCAUCAUGAUGUCAGACGUCGAUGGCAUCUACAACAAGCCGCCGUGGGAAGACGGCGCCCGCAUGAUGCACACAUACACAGCUAAAGAUAAGGACCAAGUGGAGUUUGGAACUAAAUCCAAGGUCGGCACCGGUGGUAUGGACUCCAAAGUCAACGCCGCGACCUGGGCCAUGGCUCGCGGCGUAAGCGUGGUGAUCUGUAACGGUAUGCAAGAGAAAGCCAUCAAGACCAUCAUUAGUGGCAGGAAGGUCGGCACAUUCUUCACCGACUGCCCAGCUCCUACUAGUUCUUCUGUGGAUGUUUCUGCUGAAAAUGCUCGCACGGGUAGUCGAGUUCUGCAGCAGCUGUCACCAGGGGACAGAGCUUUGGCAAUCCACACCCUUGCUGACCUUUUAGUUGACAAACAGGAUCAGAUAUUGCAGGCAAAUUCCAAAGAUUUAGAAGAAGCUACGAGAGAUGGCCUUGCUAAACCCCUCUUAAAUCGACUCGCUUUAAGUGCAGGAAAGCUGAAAACUUUAUCGAUCGGAUUGAAGCAAAUUGCUGACUCAAGUUACGAUAAUGUUGGCAGAGUUCUGAAGAAAACUAAGUUGGCAGAGAACUUAGUACUUCGACAAAUAACUGUACCAAUUGGCGUACUUCUAGUCAUAUUCGAGUCAAGGCCAGACUCUUUACCACAAGUUGCUGCUUUGGCCAUGGCAUCAGCUAAUGGUCUUCUGCUAAAAGGAGGCAAAGAAGCCGCUCACUCUAAUAAAGCACUCAUGGAAUUAGUCAAGGAAUCUCUUAAAACUGUCGGUGCUCAAGAUGCUAUAUCUUUAGUAUCAACCAGAGAGGAAAUCAGUGACUUGCUAUCAAUGGAGAAACACAUCGAUUUGAUUAUCCCCCGUGGAUCAUCAGACCUCGUCAGGAAUAUACAGAAGCAGUCGCAGCACAUUCCCGUCCUUGGUCACGCAGAAGGUGUCUGUCACGUGUUCGUAGACAAGGAUGCCGACCCAACUAAGACCUUGAAGAUAGUAAGAGAUGCCAAAUGCGACUACCCCGCCGCUUGCAACGCGAUGGAAACUCUACUGUUGCACGAGGACCAUCUUCACAGCUCUCUAUUCACGGAUAUCUGCAAUAUGUUGAAGAAGGAAGGCGUGAAAAUUCACGCUGGGCCACAGUUAUCAAAUCACUUGACUUUUGGUCCCUCGCCGGCAAAGACGAUGAAGCACGAGUAUGGCGCUCUGGAGUGCUGCAUUGAAAUUGUGAAGGAUCUCAAUGAGGCGGUGGACCACAUACACAAGUUUGGAAGCUCCCACACCGACGUUAUUGUUACUGAAAAUGACGAGUCUGCGAAACGUUUCCUGAACUCCGUUGACAGCGCGUGCGUGUUCCACAACGUGUCCUCUCGGUUCGCCGACGGCUUCCGCUUCGGCCUCGGCGCUGAAGUCGGCAUCUCCACUGCCAGGAUACAUGCCAGAGGUCCAGUUGGCGUUGAGGGUUUGCUCACAACGAAAUGGAUCCUCGAAGGCACGGACCACACUGCCGCCGAGUUCAACGAAGGCAGGAGGACCUGGCUGCACGAGAAACUUCCCGUCAAUUGACUCAUAAGGGGUUUUGCGAAACUAUUUAAUACUUUUAGGAGAUUAGUAUGUAUGAGAUAGGUAUAAUUGUUAUUUGUAAAGUUUUUGAUGUUAUUUAAUCUUUAAUAAAUGAAUGAAUAUUAUCAAAUUU